Molecule: messenger RNA, 2381 nt
Organism: Saccostrea echinata
Lineage: Eukaryota; Metazoa; Mollusca; Bivalvia; Ostreida; Ostreidae
Product: solute carrier family 2, facilitated glucose transporter member 12-like
Exons: 14
Coding region: 57-1958 (633 amino acids)
Biological process (GO): transmembrane transport
Cellular component (GO): membrane
Molecular function (GO): transmembrane transporter activity
Source: RefSeq, a predicted model, not a curated record
GACAUUAAUACAAGAAAUGUACCUUUGGAAGGACUUACUAUUUGUCUUACACCAAAAUGUGUGAAACACGGAUAACUUUCCCAGAUUUUUCCGAUUCUGAUAAUGAGCUUGAAUUUUCCAGUGAUUCAGAGGUUCUUCUCAGCAAAGUAACAGCUGCAGACAACUCAGACUCAGAUGAUGAUAGUGCUGUAAAGUCCACUAAAAUUGAAUUACAGGAGUGUCACCUUCAGACUGCCCCAGUAGAGGAUGAUGGGAUACCAUCCAAGUCUACCUGUGGCUCCAUCUAUGUGGUCUGUGCCUCAAUCAUGGCCUCUCUUGGAGGAGUGUUGUUUGGAUAUGACAUAGGAAUCAUAUCUGGAGCAGUACUACAGCUUAGGGAUGACUUCUGCCUGUCUUGUUCCUUCCAGGAGAUGGUCAUCAGUGCCAUGUUAAUGGGAGCUAUUGCUGGCUCACUUAUUGGAGGGGUUUUAAUUGACAAAUUUGGAAGGCGGUUGACCAUCAUUGUGAAUACAGUAGUGUUUUUGGUUGGAGCUCUUGUGUUAGGCUUUUCACCAAAUUACCCUUCCCUGAUCGUUGGCCGUCUCCUAUUAGGAUUUGCUGUUUCUUUGUCAGCCACAGGAGAAUGUAUCUACAUCUCAGAAAUCGCACCCCCUAAAAAGCGAGGUCAGUUAGUAUCAUUGAAUGAACUUGGGAUCACACUUGGACUUCUGCUGGCAUAUCUAGUCAACUACUUAUUUAUCAAUGUCACAGAGGGAUGGCGGUACAUGUUUGGUCUAUCAGCCAUUCCUGCAGCAAUACAAGGAGUAGGGAUGUUCUUCCUCCCUAGAAGUCCCCGGUACCUCAUCCUCACGGGCAAAGAAGCAGAGGCAAAGGAAGUGUUAUUAAAACUGAGGGAUGGAAAGAAAAUACAAGUACAUCGGGAGUUAGAAAAGAUAAAAUCAUCCAUUAGCAAUGAAAAGGAACACACUUGUAUGGACGUCUUUAGCUCCAGUGACAACAUGAGAGGUCGGAUGUUCAUUGGAGCAGGGCUUGUAUUCUUUCAACAGUGUACAGGGCAGCCCAAUGUUUUAUACUAUGCCCCCACCAUUUUUGAAGGAAUAGGAUUCGAGUCCAACUCAGCAGCCACAUUAGCCACUGUAGGACUGGGCUGUGUGAAGGUGGUGAUGACUGUGAUAACAUUAUGUUGUGUUGACAAGUGGGGCCGACGCCGAUUCCUCUUGACAGGUGCCUCAUUAAUGGGUGUGUCCCUCCUUCUCCUGGGGAUCAUUUCUCAUUUAAAUGACCACAUUUACGGAUCCAAUCCUUGCCAGGAAAGUGUUCAGUGUUUAGAAGCUUUAACGGAAGCCAACCAUAACUUUUCAAUACCUUACACUACAACCCCCCAGAUGUUCUCUAUAAAUGAUUCUUACACGUUAUCAGAAUUGGACUGGUUGUCUUACAUUAUGGAUAACUAUACUGCUACAACAACAGAGGAACCUCACGUACAUAUCCAUGGAUCCACUGUUGGCAAAAUAGCGGCCUUCACAGCUCUGAUGCUAUACGUGGCUGCUUUUGGUUUCAGUUUUGGUCCAGUGUCCUGGUUGAUCCUGAGUGAAAUCUUCCCAGCAUCAGUGAGGGGGAGAGCCAUUUCUCUGGCCACGGUGCUCAACUGGGGAACCAAUCUCAUUGUAUCGCUCACUUUUCUGGAUAUCCUUGAAAACAUUGGUGUAUCUUGGACUUUUGUGAUGUUUAGUGCCGUUUGUGCUCUGUCUGUGGUCUUUAUCUUCUUUGCUGUACCAGAAACCAGAGGGAAAUCCCUGGAACAAAUUUCUAAAGAACUCAAUAAUAGAUCUCUGAAAUCAGGAAUCCGAGCCUACUGUAGAAGACUUCACUGUUGUCAGCCAUUAUACAACUCUCCAGUGAAAUCACCUAAUUACCACAGGGUACACAGCACUGAUUCCUUCAAUGAAAUCUCCUGAUUACAUGACUAAAACUCUCAAAAAUGAAUGGUUUGUACAUGACUAUAACACUCAGAAAUGAAUUGUAUAAGAACACCCCAAAUUAAUAUGUACACUUUGAUAAACUUCGUGCUAUAAUUGCAGGUUACAAAUUUUUUAUUUGCUUUGUUAUUAUUAUUCUGUCUCAGCGUAGUUAGAUUUUCCUUUUACACUAGACUAUAUCCUGAUUUCUGUCAGGAGUAAAUACUCUCUAACAAAAAUCAUACAUGAGUUCAUACUUAUGUUUGUAUGCUGUCGUAUGUUUUUAGUUCUGUUGGUCAGAGACCAGAAGAGCUUAUGCUGUUGUAAGGUGUCCAUUGUCUGUCUGUUUCGGUAAACAGUUUUUCUUAAUGCUACUCCUCCUACAGUUUUGGUCUGAUUUCAAUAAAACUUGGUACACAAGUA